GGUUGGCUGUUUCUGGCUUCUACCAACUCUGUGGGACACAAUCAAGCAAGUUGCGACCCCCUUUCAAGAGCCCACUUGAGACAUCCACUUCCCCGACGCUGAUCAAUGCCGUCCCUCCAGCAGUAGAUAGUCCAGAUCUCACUUGCUCCAUCUUCCCAGUCGCAAUUCUCUGGAAUGAGACAGUUCCAAUCCCGGCAUUCUUUGACUCUGGGAUUUCGCGUCCACAGAGCUAUCGACCUAGCUCGUGCCGGGCUUUGAUUCCGUCGGCGACCAUUCCGUGCUGGUUUCGCUGCAUAACUAACUGUCAAGCACGCGACCCUAUCAGGUUCUUGAUCCCUGGCGAACUUAGAUCUAUCCCCUCAUUCCCCUGGCUCAAGGGUGAAUUGACUUCGUGCCUUAUUACGGGACGGUCCCCGACCGAAGUAAAGGUUGACAGAACCGUUUGGAGUCGCAAGCCAUGCCAGAAUAAUGGUCGAUCAGAGACCAGACUCGUCAGCUUCCGCCAUGCGGCCCGUUGACUCGAGCGUGCGCGCCAUCGCGUUCGAUGACACUGUCGCAGCGAAGGCACCUGUCCAGAUCAAGUCCGUUUCGUCCCCUACGCCGGUCGACCAACCUCCCGACCGAAAACUAUCGUGCACCAGUACACCAUCGUCAGACGGCCGUUCUGUGAGACCCGCGUGCGAAUCGGAUCAUGCUGAGAGGCAGGAUUCUGGCAUUGCGACCAUGUAUGCGUUGAAGGAACUGAGGCCUAUUCGAACGGCGGAUAGUCAGUCUGCGCAGAGCCUCAAAUCGCCCAGGAGUGUUCCCAGUAUUGUCGUGGAUGAACAAAGCGGCCGUCCCAGCUCGCACUGGUCAGAGCGGAGGUGGGCUGGUCUGAGGGGCAGAAAGUCGUCUACUGAUUCAGAUGCGAAAACGGCUCCACCGCCUACGCCUCCAGUUGAAGCACCAUUUCGUGGAAUAACGCUGAGUAUCCCAACCGGCUCCUUCGAAGACCUUUCAGUACCAGGUCUGGAGUUUUCAAAGCGUGGCAGCAUUGUCAGCAACGUCAGCAACGACAAUCGAGAGGAGAAACCUUCAACAUCCUCAGAGAAUAAACCAAUGACGUCCUCAGGUCUGAGCGACUCGGCAGUCAACGUGCGCAGGACAGACAAGACAGACAACAGGACAGACACUAGGCGCAUGAGAUCUUCUCACUCGCUCCGGUUGCGGCCAACAAGUAGCGCGUCACGGGCAAUCUCCGCAGACGAGGACUUGUUAUCGCGCCGCGUUCGACUGAUGUAUGAGAAGGGAGAAGAAGAUGUCUCUGACGCGGAGGUCUCCAAGGCGAUGGCUAUUGAGAAUGGAGUGCUGUGGGAGGAGAGCACACCUACUGAAGGGGGAACAGACGUCGGGUCGGAUGCUAAUGUGUCUACGGAUAUGAAGAGCGUUACUUCGGUCGGGCACACCAAUGGGUCUAUAAAACGAGAGGCAUAUGAACUGGCUGGAGGUAUCGAGGACUGGCAUGAUAUACGGGCGGGGGAGGUCGACCGUUAUGGGUUUAUUAUCCCGCGGUGCAACGCUCAUUCUGGGGAGUGUGCAGCAGAACCCCAUAUCCAACGUGUAUCCACGAGUCUCCUACUUGCUUCUGAAACACCCCGUCGAAAACACACUGUGAGACGCGCCCCUUCGACCAUCGCCAGCAAUCGUUCCUUCUCAGGGCGUUCCCCUGCUCGAAAAAUGUCAGACGUUUCUAAUCGCCCAACAUCUUCACAAAGCGCGUAUUCAUCGCUACAUCGGUCAGCAUCUCGAUUUCGAUAUGCGACCAACCGCCUACCACACAACAGAGACCGCAGGCUGAGAGACGAGGCUGCCGAUAUGCUCACGCUUCCCUUUGAACCCGUCGCAACGAGCGAUGAAGUGGACACUCCUGCAUCUCGUGCCAUGAGAAGAAAGGAAUGGGAACGAGAGGAGAAGUGGACAAAGAUGGCUAAGCCUACGAAGACGAACCCAGAUGGUGGUGGCAUGACAUUCGAAUUCGACACCAAGAGCUCGAAACUCAUGGAGCGGACAUGGAAGGGAAUACCUGACCGAUGGCGAGCGACAGCCUGGUAUUCAUUCCUUGCCACGAGUGCAAAGAAAAGGGACGAUAGCCCCACCGAGGAAGAGCUAAUGCAAGCUUUCCAUGACUUCCAACAUAUGUCUUCAGCCGAUGACGUUCAAAUCGAUAUCGAUGUCCCUCGCACUAUCAGUAGCCACAUCAUGUUUCGAAGACGCUACCGCGGCGGGCAAAGAUUGUUGUUUCGAGUACUUCACGCAAUGUCAUUGUAUUUCCCUGAGACAGGAUACGUACAAGGUAUGGCCGCACUAGCGGCUACCCUGCUUUCCUAUUUCGACGAAGAGCACGCGUUCAUCAUGCUUGUUCGGCUGUGGCAGCUGCGAGGCUUAGAUCGCCUAUAUAGAUCUGGGUUUGCUGGAUUGAUGGAAGCUUUGGAUGAUUUCGAAAAAGAUUGGCUUGCAGGUGGUGAGGUAGCCGCCAAGUUGAACGAACUGGGCAUCCCACCAACCGCAUACGGGACGCGUUGGUACCUCACGCUGUUCAAUUAUUCCAUCCCUUUCCCAGCACAACUGCGCGUCUGGGAUGUCUUCAUGCUUCUAGGAGACUCUGACAUUCCUGCGUCGUCUCAGCCGCCUUUGAGCUCCGCUGAUGGCCAUGGCAGUCAACCUGCAGCAAGCCCGUUCGGAAGAAGUCUGGACGUCUUGCACGCAACGUCGGCUGCUCUCAUUGAUGGCAUGCGCGAGAUUAUUCUCGAGUCCGAUUUCGAAAAUGCUAUGAAGGUCCUCACGAGCUGGGUACCCGUAAAGGACAUUGAGCUUUUUAUGCGUGUGGCGAAAGCUGAAUGGAAAGUACACCGGAAGAAGGCCGCUUGAAUAGCGCAUUAGCCCCAGCGCGGCCCGCAGGUGGCUUGAUGUUUGAAUCUGCGGUCCCAGGCACCUUUUCC
Molecule: messenger RNA, 2978 nt
Organism: Paecilomyces variotii
Lineage: Eukaryota; Fungi; Ascomycota; Eurotiomycetes; Eurotiales; Thermoascaceae
Product: TBC domain protein
Exons: 2
Coding region: 469-2907 (812 amino acids)
Source: RefSeq, a predicted model, not a curated record